Molecule: messenger RNA, 723 nt
Organism: Phyllotreta striolata
Lineage: Eukaryota; Metazoa; Arthropoda; Insecta; Coleoptera; Chrysomelidae
Source: the annotation of a GenBank genome assembly
AUGAUGUCCAGUCGAGUCAUUCCCGAUAAUCCCCUGAGCCUCUCCUGGCAAGAUUCUGUAUGGAUACCCAUAUUAAACACGUCCAAUGUAAUGGACUACUUUUCACAAGCAUCAAAUCCAUUCUAUGAUCGAACCUGCAAUAACGAGAUCGUCAAAAUGCAGCGGCUUAACCCAGACCAGUUACAAAACAUGACUGGAUUGGAGUACGUUCUUCUGCAUGUACAAGAGCCGAUACUCUACGUUAUUCGAAAGCAACACAGGCACACCCCGCAACAAUUAACUCCCUUAGCCGAUUACUACAUCAUAGCCGGCGUGGUACACCAAGCUCCUGACUUAGCCAGCGUUCUGAAUUCCAGACUGCUCUCGGCAGUUCAUCACCUCCAAUCAUCGUUCGAAGAGUCGUCCAGUUUCGCGAAGUACCACCCUACGAAAGGGUACUCGUGGGACUUCAAGUCGCAACGGGCGAAUUUGGAGAAAGCGAAGAAGGAGGAGAAGCCCAGAGAGGAGCCGAGCUCUUUGUUCCAACGACAACGGGUCGAUAUGUUGCUGUGCGAGCUAUUAAGGAAGUUUCCGUUGCCCACUCCGCCGCAGCCCAAGAGCCUGCCAGCCGCUCCGAUCAAGUCGGAACCCGAGAACGGCCCGGCGGACACCAAAGAUGCUAAAAACGAGAUCAAACAAGAGAAAAUUAAACCUCCUCCGGAGAAGAAACCAAGGAUACAUUAG